AGGGCUUGAGGGAGGGUUUCCUCUGUGGGAGGGAGAGAGUCCCCAGAGCCCCUGGGCUGGUCCUGCUGCCUCUCCAGGGAUGUUGCAUGGGGCCUACAAAGAGGGUGGAGAGUGACCAGAGCCAGCCUAGAGCUCCCCAAGUCCCUCUGCAGCUUUGGCCAUGUCCACUGACAUCUGGCUCCCACGGCAUUACCCAAACCCCUUGCAGUGCCCGGUUCCCUAAGGCAGAAGGGCAUCCCAGCUCACCAUGGAAUGAUUCUGAUCUGUGCUCCCUUCUAGACUGGGAUGGUGACAUGGAGCAUCUGAAAGCCCUGGCACAUAAUGGUUUGAGACCCAUGGAGAAUGCUGGAGCCAAGCCUCUUGGUGAAGGUGAUCUGGCUUCUCAACCCACAUCCAGGACUGAGGCUCUGGGAGAUGGUGAGGGUGUGUCUGCAGGGAGGACUUUCCAGGCUCCUGGGCUGGAUGCUGCACGCAAGCCCAGCUCCCGUCACAGGGGUCCUCCAAGAGGAAAGAACAAAGCUACAGGACACCGGAAACCCCAUGAGCCAUCCAAUACCAUGCAGCAAAUGCUGAAGGAAAUGCUGCAGGGAGGACAAGAGAUGAACCCAAAGGCUGUGCUGAAGGUGGCGUUUCCCGGAGGAAGCAGUGGCUCAUGGGCAGCCUCUGCUGCAGGAAGGGAGGCCAUGCCAGGCACAGUCCCAGGAGAUUGGGAUCGUGACAUGGAGCAUCUGAAAGCCCUGGCACAUAAUGGUUUGAGACCCAUGGAGAAUGCUGGAGGUCCUCCAAGAUGGAAGAACAAAGAGAUAGAAGACAAGAAAUCCCUGGAGGCAUCCCAACUUCUGGACAGGAUGCUGAGUGAUCUGGAGAGACGCCGUGUGCUGGAGCAGAUGUUUGUGCAGAUGAUGGCAUAUGCUAGAGGAAGGAAUGGCCCUGUGCCAGCUCCUGUUGCAGGAAAGGAGGAGAUGCCAGGCCCAGGCACAGGAGAAGCGCUUGGCAAGUCCAGUAUAAAUGCUGAGAAUCCACCGAGCACCCCAAGAGUGUUCUGUCCGCAGGAUGUGCGCAAGUCCUGCAUGAUAGGCACAGCAGUGACACUGUUCACAGUGCCACUUUCCAUGCUCCUGUGCUAUGUUGGAUUCCGGUGGUGGAAGGACAAGAAAUGGUAAGUUGUUGUUCAUCUCCACCCUCCAGCUUCUUGAAAGGCUGCUCAUAGUCAGGAAACAUUCCCAGUGAGGCUGCUGUGCACUUGUGGGUAAUCAGUGGUUGCCCAAAUAACUCUGCUGAGAGUUCUGCUGCUGCCCAGGCCUUUCAUUGGCCUCUUAAUUGCUGGGCCUUGUCCUGGGGAGCCCGCUGGGGCUGCAGCCAGUGCUGGCUGCCACUGAGGCUGCCUGGCCAAGAGCAGCCCCAGGAGCAGCGGGCAG
Cyanistes caeruleus (blue tit) is the source of this 1418-nucleotide messenger RNA. The record is from RefSeq and is a predicted model, not a curated record. NCBI's taxonomy places the organism in Eukaryota, Metazoa, Chordata, Aves, Passeriformes, Paridae.